CUAUGCAGCAAGACAAAGCCAUCGAAUGUAUCCUAUGGUAUAGGUCAGUUGUUAUGUUUUAGAUGUUGUAGCACUGUGAGGCUCAAGGUUAUCCGGCCUUUACUUGUCAUGUACAUGGAUUAUUAUUUUCUACACAGAAAUAAGUACUUUUGAUUAAUGCUGAUUUCAUUUAGAAGAAUAAAAAUGUUACUCUGAACACGACACAACAGUUUUCAUUUGUUCAUUUCUAAAUUUGAAAAAAUAAUAAUGUCAACCUGAAUUUGCUAUGAACUUUAUUGUAAAUCUCGGUUAUUUGUCCAGUUUCCUGGAAAUUACACUGUACAAUGAAAGACAGUAAGUAUUAACAUUAUAAUAUAAAAUUAAUGGUAUCUUGAUUUGUUCUUGUUUGCCGAUAAUCUAGGGGUGAUUGGAAUAAGGUACUAAGUGUCUCCUGAUGCAAUCUCUAAUUCUCUCUUUGAUUGACAAACUCAUAAAGGAAAAUUAAAGGGAGAAUCUAGUAGUUUUUCAAAAGUCACUUGGGAAUUAAUUGCAUGUACAGUCAACUUUCACCCUGCAGGAAUGUCUCUUUUACAGAUAAAAAUAAACACCAAUAUUAUUAUGGGUUGCAAAGAGUCAAAACGUAUCAUGUUUUUUCAGGCAUUGCAGAGCAUGACAAUGAACGACGAGUUAUAACAGCUGAAUUUAAAGAGUUUUACUUAGUGGCAUCAUGUGAGUAGUCUUCUAGUAAUGUACUAGAUCGCCAAAUGCUUGGCUGUAUAUGCCUCUGGUUCAGUACAUUUACUAAUAGUACAAGGGCUAUCACUAAUGAUAUUGUUACUACUAUAGCUGUACAGUACAGUGUGCUGCUAUGAUGUCAAUGAUGACAACCACAUCCACUACCACAACAUGCCCUCAUAGCUGAGCAAAAUCUUUAUUAUUAUUAUUUUCUUUUUACAUUUACUGUCAAACUUAGAAAACCGUGAACACCUGAAAAUUUUCAGGAAUGUUGAUUGUGUACUGGCCAAUCACAAUAAAGUUCAGGAUAUGCAAGCAAACCUCAAAACCACAAACUAAUUACCGUUGCUGUUUGCAGUUUGGUUGUCUCAUGCCUUAUUGGCUAUUUCCUCUCAACACAAUAACAUUCCAUAAAUAUUUCUGGUGUUCACGGUUUUGUCAGUUUCACAGUCAAAGGUAACGUAUUGAAAAUAAAUGUUUUUGUGUGUAUAUAGAGGGUCACAGGCUUAACAGUUCUUGAAAAUGAAUUUUCUCCUGACAAUGUCAAUACAUUAUCAAUAGAAAAAGUUAUGAGAGUUCAAAUUGAUCACGUGCAAAAGACACUUUGAUUCUCUGUCAAGUUCUGUCCACAAAUUCUUUAAGAAAAUGUAUGGAAGUCACUUUGGAAAAUGAAUUAUAACAGGCUCCUCCUUUUACCGGUAUAACUCCUCCUAAAACCCCCCAUGAAACAUUUAUAAGUGGCAGUUUGCGGUAUUGUAGUUUCUUCUGGUUGUCCCUCUCCUUAAAAACCAACAUGUUCAAAUUCUUAUUCGAUCCGAAAAGUGUGUCGUUAGUUGGCGACUCUUAAAAGGCCGCACUAAGGCUUAUCAGUUCUCGACUGAAACUAUCAACUGUUUUUCUCUCUACUUUCCUUGCAGGCUUGACUACAGACAGGGUUGGGAUAAAGUCUUCAGGGAUUACCUCAAGAAUCUAGACAAAAACAUACCUGUUAUACUGUGUGGCGAUCUUAAUGUUGCUCACAAAGAAAUAGGUUAGUUUCUGGCUGUUAAUCCUGUUAAUCAAUUAUUCUUCUGUUUAAAAAUACGUGCACACCAGGUUUUAUGUCUCCACCCAUAACUGUGCGGAUAGAAUGGGAACAAGCUUUUCACACAACGAUUCCUAGACUGAACAAGCCUUAGUUACAAUUUUUCAAUGAUAUCCAAAGUUAACCAUUUACUGGUUAGUAUGAGUUCUCAUCACCCUAGAACUUUUUAGACACCUUAUAAAGUUUACACAAAUUAGUAUUCCUUAUCGCUUCCACACCAUACAUCCACAGUACUGGGGAAACCAAAGCCAUGAGGAAUACUAUGUCGUGUAAACUUCAAAAGGUGUCCAAGGGGUUUUUAGCCGAUGCAAACCAAUGGUAACCCCAUUAACCAAUAAUGGCUUGCAUUUUCUAUCCAAGCAAUCCUAAAACACUUUCUACCAGUUCUCCUGUAGACAGUAGAUCUUGGAGAACCCUUUCCAUGUCAAAGCCGCUGAUAACUGAUACUACAUAUAUUUUCUCCCUCUCCUUUCUUAAAGA
Porites lobata is the source of this 2278-nucleotide messenger RNA. The record is from the annotation of a GenBank genome assembly. NCBI's taxonomy places the organism in Eukaryota, Metazoa, Cnidaria, Anthozoa, Scleractinia, Poritidae.